This is a messenger RNA of Cotesia congregata, 1278 nucleotides long. NCBI's taxonomy places the organism in Eukaryota, Metazoa, Arthropoda, Insecta, Hymenoptera, Braconidae. The record is from the annotation of a GenBank genome assembly.
AUGUAUGUGGAUUGCCAGUUAAAUAAUUUCGAAAAAGUGUACCGCGUGUAUUUUGAUGAGUUCUCUAUCUCGAUAGAGGAUGUCAAGACGGAAGUGAUCCGUCAAAUGCGUGUUAGUGAGGAUCGGAACUGGGAGUUCAUAGCGAUGGAUCCGGAGACCCUAGAGGAAUACAAGGAUGAUGAUACUGUGCGCCAUAACACGGUGAUCCAUCUCAAACGCCGAAUCAUUCCAGAGAGCCAGCUACAGGAGAGGAAGAGGAAGCUGGAGUGGAAGCGCCGCGAAGCUCAACUCGAGAAGCAGUUACAGGAGUUGAAGUCAGCUGCCCUCGACCGUAAACAGAUAGACUUAACGAAGAUGGAAGGAACUGAAGAGGAGAAAAUCAAGAAGAUGAUGGAGAUGUCAACGGCGGAUUAUGCACCGUCAAAGUGGCUGAAGGUGCCAGUCAAACAAAUUGGACCGGUGCCUACCUCUUACGUCUGCCGCCGUUGCCAUAAGCCUGGUCAUUGGGUGUACCAAUGUACUUUCACCGUCAACGGGAAGCCGGCUUCAAUAAAAAAAGCUAAAGGGAUCCCGAAGACGAUGAUGGUAGAAGUCGAGGGCCCCGAAGUUCCAGGAGCAAUGCUGACCGCAACGGGAAAGUACGCUGUUUACUCUGGGCUUAAGGAACAGCCGUCAUCAUCACCAUCAUCAGCAACGGCCUCGUCACCGCCAGUUCCAUCCUCAUCGUCACCAUCAUCAUCACCAUUAACAUUAACAUCGUCAUCAUCAGAUCCACCAUCAUUAACGCCUUUAUCGAUACCAUCAUCGAAGUCACCAGCAACAUCAUCAUCUGUGCCUCCGCCAUCGUUGCCACUAGAACCAUCUUCGUUAUCAGCAUCGUCGCCAGCGCCAUCAUCAUCAUCACCAUCGCAGGGUACUACCGGGUUUUCAUCAAAUAGCUAUACCCCGAACACCUCCGACAAUGCUUGGUACAAUUCAUCUUCGGAUUAUCAAGGCUCGGGGUAUGAGAACAGUUAUUAUGGGUACCCUGUGUAUCAGCCAUAUCUUGGAGGGGAACCAUCUUACCCUGAGGUAGAUGGUUAUCCAGGAUACAACGGCUACAACGACUACCAACAACAAACGCAGGUAGUUGAAAAUCCUCUUGAUGAAUUCGAGAGGUAUCUUCAAAAGAAGGAUGCUGAGAAGGGGAACCGGAAACAUAGGACUAAAGGCUCCAGGUCCUUUGAGGGACACAGAAGAUCACCCUCUUCUUCGAGGAAACGAACAAAAUAUUAUUAA